Anoplophora glabripennis (Asian longhorned beetle) is the source of this 3197-nucleotide messenger RNA. Its product is annotated as protein cueball. The transcript has 6 exons. The record is from RefSeq and is a predicted model, not a curated record. Bases 118 to 1857 code for a protein of 579 amino acids. Lineage: Eukaryota; Metazoa; Arthropoda; Insecta; Coleoptera; Cerambycidae.
AGCAAGUCUUCCAAUUAUCUAGCUUCUGCUCGCAUUUGCCGUGUGAACUGCAUGUGCCUUGUGGUAUCACAACCUCCCAGCACGGUUUUACUAAUUUUUUGAUCGAUUUCUCCCGACAUGUUUAUUAAACUAAGUGUUAUUUUCGCCGUUUUACGGUUUGCCGCCGGCCAAGACAAAAUCCUGGACUGGGAACUAGCAGUAGCGAUUGGCAACCACAUAGAACUGCUACAGCCAAAUGGUUCUGUAAUACAGUCGUCAACACAACCAUUCAACAAAUUAAAGGCACUAACAUACGACAACAUCCGUGACCAAUUCAUUGUCAGUAACACAGACAGACUGAACGAUACCAUUUUCACUGUCCAGCUGACCGAAGAGACUGAUACCGAUAUUACACCGAUUAUACAAGAUCUUCCCGAUGAUGUUCUUGGGUUAGCCAUAGAUCCAAUAGAUGACGUAUUAUACUGGACAGACGCUAUAAACAGCACUAUUAACUACGUUGCUAUGAAUGAGACCCUCUACGAGUCCAAGGAAUUUCUUUCCUUCAAACACGAGUACCCCCAUGCCAUCGUAAUUGACAUAUGCAAAAGGUACAUAUAUUGGACGAAUCAGAAGUCCGAAUACCCUUCCAUAGAAAGAGCAAGGCUGGAUGGUACUGGCCACGAGACACUGGUAGAUCGUGAUGUUGUAACUCCCGAAGGAAUAGCGAUAGACUACCAGUCCCAAAGACUGUACUGGGCAGACAGUAGAGGUGGCUCCAUCUACGGGAGAAUCGAGAGUACCACCCUGGAAGGAAAAGAGAGAGAGUUGGUACACGAAGGUACCCACAUCAAGCCAUUUGGUCUAGCGGUCGAUGGGGAUACAAUAUAUUGGACAGAUAUUAACAACAACGGCGUGUAUCGCAUCUCCAUAUCGAAAAAGUCGGAGCCUGAGAAAAUCAUCGAAUUCGAUGGAAGGCCUAUGGGGCUGGUGACCAACAAUUUCCGCAUCAACGAUUUAAGCGAGUGUAAAUACAUAGAAGCAGGCAUCAAAACGGUUAAGGAAGGCGAGAGAGAAGAGACAGCCGAAGUCUCUCAGACUGAGGAACCGGAAACGAAAAGUUGCUUAAACGACGGAGAGCUCGUCGAUAAUAAGUGUUUGUGUAAGAGAGGUUUCAACGGCACGUACUGCGAAACAUCCAUCUGCCACAAUUUCUGCGUCAACGGUGCGUGUCGCAUAUCCUACUUGGGAAAGCUCACGUGUCGCUGCGACGCAGGUUUCGUCGGUGGACGUUGCGAACGCAACAAAUGCGACGACUUUUGUUUGAAUGGUGGUGAAUGCACCAUCGUUUCGCCUCGAGAUAGGCCGCAAUGUCGGUGUCCUAACGGAUUCAUGGGGGACCGAUGCGAGUAUAGUACCGAGAUCUGCGACGUCUACUGUACGGAUAGAGGGGACGAUCUCUUCUCCGAGAAGUUUGAGUUGCUGUGCAGGUGUAGCGAGGGCUUCAACGUAUUCUCCGACAGAAACCGCACAGCCGCGAGAUUGUCGGCCUCCAAGGAACAGGACAACUUCUUCAGCAGUCUAAGCAAUCCUCUGUACUAUCUCGCCGCUUUGGUACUUAUUUGUUUGCUCAUUAUCAUUACGCUCGCCGUUUACAUCCGCAUCAUCCGCAAGAGGCGCCCCAGGAUCAAGAAGAGGAUCAUCGUCAACAAAAACGUCACGCCUUUAACUUAUCGGCCACAGCCUAACACGGAACAGUGCGAGAUCACCAUCGAGAACUGUUGCAACAUGAACGUAUGCGAAACUCCCUGCUAUGAGCCAAGGAGUUUCCAGGAGGACAAAAAGACCCUUUUGUCGAACAUGGAGGGCGAAGACUUUUAACUUCUAUCUACAUUAGAUAGGCUGUGACUGUAUAAAGUAUUAACGUUGUUAAGUUUUAAUAUUUAUAUUUAUAUAUAUCAAAGACUAAGUACCUUAACUGUUGAACAGUAAUGUGUUCAAGGAUUGAAGCACUUUUGCCAGUUAAGAAAACAAUGAAAAGGAAACGCAUGUGCAUAGAAAACAUCAAAAAUAUUUUUUAUUUUAUUCCAUUGAAAGGGGUUGAUGCACAAUUCGAAUAAAUUGAAUUGAAAAUUAAAUUAGUUAUAUGAUGUGUAAAACUUAGUGUUGAGAGGUUGGCUUAAAAAUGUGGUCAUAUUUGACGGCAUGAAGCUAAGGAAAUUUUUUAGUCAGCUAUGGAAACUAUGAAUUGGGAAUACUUUUUUGCUAUAAGCCAAUCUUUUAACACUAAAACUUACAUCUUAGAUUAGAAACACGUGACCGCGAUUAUUGAAAAUCAGAAGUGGGAUACUUUGCCAGAAUCUUAUUAAAAAGACAGACUUUAACUUAAUCUCAAACGAUCAUUCCUAGGUAAUUAAUUUCAAUCGCCAUGACAUCCCAGUACUUAUUUCAGUGGCAUAUUUCAUUGGAAUACUUAUUGAUCUACUUAAUUUUUCAUUUUUUUUAAGUAAUUUUACUUAAGCAACUUUACCAAGUGUUGAUCAUUUGGAGGAUAAUUUUUAAUAGCAAAUUUUUAAUGGUACUUCAAAUCAUAUUUAUUUAAUUUUACCUUAUUUUCAUGUAGCUAAUUCGAGUGUUGUGGAUAUUUAUAUUCUUAAUAUCUAAAUAACCAAAAAUUGAAACAUCUGAAACGAUAAUUAAAGAAAGGUGUAAAUAAGAACAACAAAAAUAUGUUUUACCUGUCUACAACACUUUAUACACCAAAUGUACAGGAUGUUUAAAAAUAUUGUCAAUAUUCAUACUCAGUUUAUUGCGCAAUUACGAGAUGUUUUUUUUUUAAAUACAUAAUUUAAGCAGCCUUAGCAUGAAUAUCGAGACAAUAUUUUUAGUUCCUCUACGAGUUUUACGAGUUUUUUUUUAUUUCUGUUGAUUUAAAAUUUUAAUUGAACUCUGUAAAUAGUUUUCUAGUAGGAGGUUGUGAGUGUAGCCUAACAAUCUGUUUAGCCAAAAUAUUUUGCGACUUAAAAUGUGCCUAGUACUUAUUUUUUAGGCAAUCAUUUUCUCGUGAAGGUGGUGUAAACUGUAAUGUUGUACAUUACUUAAUUAGGAGUACGUCUGUGGUUUGUAAUAUCCACAUCAGAAAUGUGAUAUUAUGAUCUUAAGAACAUUUAGAAUAAAUUUUGUAUGUAAAUUGGUAAGAAAAUAAAUAAUUUAUUAAAAUA